UCGCAUUUCAUCUCACUCUAUCUUCAAAUCAAUCUUGAGAGCUGACAGAGAGAGAAGCAGAAGGAGCAAUGGCAGCAGAGAAGGAACUGAAGCUGCUGGGUUUCUGGAUCAGCCCUUUCAACAUCCGAUGCAGGAUCGCACUGGCGGAAAAGGAGCUGGAGUACGAGUACAAGGAGGAGAAUCUCGCGGAGAAGAGCGAGCUUCUGCUGAAAUCAAAUCCGGUGCACAAGAAGAUCCCCGUGCUGCUCCACCACGGUAAACCUAUCUGCGAAUCCCUCAUCAUAGUCCAGUACAUUGACGAGGUCUUCCCCAGCAGAGGAAAAGCCCCACUCCUCCCCUCCGAUCCCUACGCCCGCGCCCUUGCCCGCUUCUGGGCUGACUUCAUUGACAAAAAGACCUUCUUGUGAUGCCCCAAGCUUGCAGCAUGGGGGAAGCGCUGCCUGAAGCGGGAGAGUGUCGCCCAGUCUCUCCCGGAUCCUAAGAAGGUGUCGGAGUUUAUAAGCUCACGAAGAAAGAAGCUUGGCGUCGAAUAGAAUACGAUAUGUGUGGGAUUGAGAUGAGCUUCACUGAUCUGAAUAAGUGUGUUGCCGGCCGGCGGCUGAUUCCGGCCAGUUGCCAGUUUAGAGUUGUAUCUUGAUUGAGAGUGAUAGUAUCCAAAUAAUGCUAUUUGUGAUGGCUUCUUACAUUUGAUGAUGAAUAAUUGUUAUGAUUUA
Messenger RNA from Phalaenopsis equestris, 713 nucleotides. RefSeq names its product glutathione S-transferase U19-like. NCBI's taxonomy places the organism in Eukaryota, Viridiplantae, Streptophyta, Magnoliopsida, Asparagales, Orchidaceae. The record is from RefSeq and is a predicted model, not a curated record. Gene Ontology annotation, cellular component: cytoplasm. Gene Ontology annotation, molecular function: glutathione transferase activity. Gene Ontology annotation, biological process: glutathione metabolic process.